Eremomyces bilateralis CBS 781.70 is the source of this 2526-nucleotide messenger RNA. RefSeq lists its product as uncharacterized. The transcript is spliced from 3 exons. Gene Ontology annotation, biological process: cell differentiation; regulation of transcription by RNA polymerase II. Lineage: Eukaryota; Fungi; Ascomycota; Dothideomycetes; Eremomycetales; Eremomycetaceae. Gene Ontology annotation, molecular function: RNA polymerase II cis-regulatory region sequence-specific DNA binding; DNA-binding transcription factor activity, RNA polymerase II-specific. The coding region runs from base 325 to 2364 and encodes 679 amino acids. The record is from RefSeq and is a predicted model, not a curated record.
UUCGACUCAUCGGCUAUGGCCUGAUCCCAUCAUCUUUCUUCCCGCGGCUACUAGUGAGCCUCGACGAUCCUUUCCGACUUUUUGUUCUGCAAUCGCCUGGGCGGUGCUGCUUCGCUUCCCUCUCCCGUACCUCACCCUCCUUUAAGCCUUCGGUCAUCGAGGCGCAACAAAAACAGUUCAACUCUUCCAUUCUUUUUCAUCAUACUACCGUUUACACUCCGUCGAACGAACGUACCACAAACGAAGGUCGGCGAUCCCUCGACCGCGACUCCUCCACGACUCACCCCUCCGUACACCGCACCAGGUCUUGGCACCUCCUUCGCAAUGCAAGAAAGCUCCAUCGCCAUGGUGCAACCAAGCGAUGGGGCAAAGGCUCUCUCUGCUUCCCCAGCGUCCACGGCGGUUUCAACCCAUACCCCAGGCUCGGCACCGCGUCGACCUCCGCGUAAAAGCACCUUAACGCAGCAGCAGAAGAAUCAGAAACGACAACGCGCAACUCAGGAUCAACUCAUCACCCUCGAAGUCGAGUUCAACAAAAACCCGACUCCCACCGCCAUGGUGCGGGAACGCAUUGCACAGGAAAUCAAUAUGACCGAACGCUCCGUCCAGAUUUGGUUUCAAAAUCGACGAGCGAAGAUCAAGAAUAUUGCGAAGAAGAGCAUCGAAAACGGGGAGGAUUGCAACGAUAUCCCGGAAUCCAUGAGGCGAUAUCUCGCUCUCCAGGCAAUGGAAUCCGGUAAGUCUCUUGUGGGUCGGGACCUCCUUGGCCGCGGUCUUUCGUACGGGAAUGGGCUCCUGCUCAACACCGAAACAAGCUCGAGCAAAGUCGUCAUCCACCAUCUACAUUGUCGCUCCCUUACCAUCGGUUCAUGGCGUCGAGUUGGCCAGACCGCGAUGGACCUCGUCAUAUUCUACUCGCCGGAAAAACGAUGCGUUACAUAUUAUAUCAACAACGAUUCGGCCGGCUACAAGAUCGAAUAUCCUUUCAACGCGAUCAAGAACAUCUCGCUGGAAAGCGGAGAUGCACUGAGCGCGGAGGGUGCGUCACAGCGCCCUGGAGGUCUCAUCGUGGAGUUGAAUCGUCCUCCCAACUUCUUCAUGGACUCCUCAGGCUCCGGAGGCUUCUAUCAAUGUGGUGAUUUCACAGAAGAGCAGCAAGCCUCCCAAUGUCUCGCCCAUCAUCUUGGUGGCCAUCCCAAGGUUCUCAGCGGGCAGUUGGCCAAACUGGUGUCGCUCGAGUCUUUCCAAAGCCGCUUCCAGACUUUCGACCCGAACGGCUUGACCGUAUCCGCUCCCGUAUCCCCCAUCGAACAUCGUCCCGCUAGCCAACCGAACCAUUUCGCGCAUCCGCAUAUGAACGGGUUCCAGGAAUCGCAGUUCGCACCGAACCUCCUCCACCCAGGACGUGGCCACAAACGACAGCGAAGCCGGUCCGUACCAGCCGCCAUCGACUUUUCCAUGAUUCGGCAUCCCAUGCCCAGCUUCCUGGUCCACCAACAGCAGCAUGUUCCGUCGCCUCUGCAUCAAGUCCAUCCAAUCGCGCCGAACCAGGGGAGUCCAUUCGUCCCUCCCCAGAACCUGUUCGCGCCGGUUCCUCAGCACGCCUCACCUUCCCCGUUCCCGAACGCCGGAUUCGGUCCUCCUUUGCAGAAUCAUCACCCUCAAGGGCCACCGAAUGGUCUAUCCAUCGACACGACGGCAGCAUCCCCGAUGGGCCAGUACUCGAUGGACAUGCGCGCAUACCCCAUGACAGCCACCACUGCUCCUUCGCCGUCCGAAUUCGGCACGCCCGGGUUUUUCCCGGUGUCGGGACCGCCGGGACCGGAUGCAAUGCAGACCGCUCCCUUCAAUCAACCAUUCUCCGGCCCGCCUCAGAACCCGCAACCUAUCCCCGCCCAAGUCAUGACACCCAUGAACGAACCCACGAUGCACCACACUCCGCUCCCCGACUCCACGCCUCAAACUACGUCCAUCAGCCCCAUGGCCGGCGUCAGCCAACCAGUCCAGCCCCCACAGGAACAACAAAGCCAACCGUACGGCGUUUCGAACCCCGUCAUCGCGACCCACUCGCCCCCGCUCGGCGCACUCGGUCGCUCCGCAUCAGCGGAUUUCCUCGUGGGGGCUCUACCGGAGGACGGCUCGGGGUUGCAAGAGGAAAAUUUUCUUUCCAACGAUUUCUUCGGGUCCAAAGGCCAGGGCGUCACGUUGCCCAUUCGCUCGCCCUUCAUCGGGCAUAACAGCCCGUUCAGUGCGAACGAUGGAAACUAUAGCUCUGGGAUGGGAGACGAUGAUGGCUUGAUGAUGGGACUUGGGGAGCCGCUGGACGACGGCGUGCCUGGAUUCUGGGGGGACGGGGAUAACUAGUUUCGCGAUUUCGAAAACUAUCUCUGCACAUCCCACUCAUAUCAUGUUGCCCUUUUCUCUUUCCCCUUUGGAAACUUUUCCUUUUUUUUGUACUUCCUUUUUUCUCAGCUCAACGACCAGGGACGGGUUCGGACGAAUUUGGAUUCACCAAUGCGGCGUUUC